CGCUCGCCGCGGCGAGAGCCCCUUCCGCGCCAUCAUCCAAUGCGCUUUCUCCCCAACUACGGAACGCUCCACAAUCUUAUCCAAUAAUUAUCGCCAUUGGGCGAUACCUUAUCUCGUGCAAUGACGCGAUAUUUUAAAGUUCUACCGAGAUAAGAGACUAUUAGUGAUUAAAACUCAGGUGUAGAAUGUGUGUCUGACCGCUAUCGUUUCAAAGAAACUUUAACAACCGUUACUUAGUGCUCGAUUACAAAUAUUACGAUGUCGUUGUUCAAGAAGAAAGCGCCAAAAUACACGGCGCCCCCUGUGCCGCCCGUGCCGGCCGAAGAAGUGCCUCCUGCUAAUGGAAUGGACAACAACAAUGGUGCUCAGAAGUCGCAGCUGGUCUUCCACUGCCAGCAAGCUCACGGCAGCCCGCUUGGACUUAUUUCUGGGUUUUCUAAUGUCAAAGAAUUAUACCAGAAAAUUGCGGAAUGCUACGACUUCCCACCAGAAGAUAUCCUGUUCUGCACAUUGAACACGCAUAAAGUAGACAUGAAGAAGCUCCUAGGGGGACAAAUUGGAUUAGAAGAUUUUAUAUUUGCGCAUAGAAAAGGUCGUCCCAAAGAAAUAGAAAUUGUUAAGACAGAGGAUGCUCUUGGCCUCACCAUUACGGACAACGGUGCCGGAUACGCGUUCAUCAAGAGAAUGAAAGAAGGUUCUAUAGUUUCGAGAAUACCGCAUAUAGAGGUCGGUGACCACAUUGAAAAACUAGACGGAUUAAAUAUGGUGGGCAAAAGACAUUACGAAGUAGCAAAAACAUUAAAAGAUAUCCCUAAAGGCACAACAUUUACUAUACGACUUGUGGAGCCGCUCAAGAGCGGUUUUAACAGCAUUGGACCAAAGACGAGUAGUGCCAGGGCAGGAAAGAAACAAAAUUAUGGCUCAGGGAAGGAAACACUUAGAUUUAAGGCAAAUGGUCAGGCCACUAUUGAAAAUGAGCAUGACGAGAAAUCGAAAGCGGGCAUAGAGAAAAUAAACUCUCUGUUAGAAUCGUUCAUGGGCAUCAACGACACCGAGCUGGCUACGCAAAUGUGGGACUUGUCUGAGGGCAAAACAAACUCCAUGCAGUUAGCUGAAGCCAUAGACAACAGCGACUUGCAAGAAUUCGGGUUUACGGAUGAAUUCAUUAUUGAACUUUGGGGGGCCAUCACAGAUGCUAGAUCUGGCAGGCUCAGUUAGAAAUACUAGUGGUUAAGUGGUAGACAAAGACAUAAUUUAUUCCGAACUUGGCUUGAGCACUAACGUGUUAAGUAUUUAAAUUGCCUAGCGCAGCGCAUUCUCGUGUUCAAAUAUGGGAAAUGAAAAACUAUGCGUUAAACAUGUUGACUUAAACAAAGAAAUUGUUAAUGUUGAAUAGUAAUAUAAUAUGGUACUUAGUACUUACCUAAGAGAAUCGGAAUAUAUGAAUCAUAUCUGAUGAUGAAAUUAAAUGAAUAAUAGGUAUUUGAUUGUUAUUGUAUUGGCUAGGUAAAUGCGAAGUGCGGGGUGGGCUAACUAAGCGAUGUUAGCGAUUGACAAAAAAUGUGAACUUAUUUGACAUCUGAAAGUACAGCUUCGCAAAAAAGAGUAGAAAUUAAAAAGUGGUAACACUGUAGUGUCGUCCCUUUCAAACCAAUUUAUAUAAGAAAACGGGACGACACGACACUACAGUAUUGCCACUUUUUAAUUUCUACUCUUUUUUGCCAAGCCGUAUAUAAUAUAGGUACUGUACACUGUCAAAAUACAUCAACUAAUUUGACCAACAGCCGCCAAGCGGACACUAUCAAUACAUUAUAGUCAAGUGGGGCUAUUUGAAAAAAAAAAUCCAACAGCGAGUUGUAUCUUAAAUAUUUUCGUUUUUACACUUUUUACACAGUACAGUCAGCAAAACCAUUAGUUUAGCACCCCUGCAUACAUAUUAUAAUAGUUUUGCCAGUAGUGCUGGAGCCAAGUCUUUUUAGGUAGGUACUGUAAUAAAAUUAUAGUAGUUUGUGUUACAAGGGAUCAAAAUGAUAUAUUUCCGUCAAGGGCGUACAUUGAAUCCUGAGCGUAAUGAGGGAUUCAAGUGUUAACGCCCAAGACGAAAUAAUUUUGAUACCGUGUGACACAUACUGCUUUUCACAUCAACUAUGAGGAAAAUAAAAAAAUCUUAGUGUUGACACAAUUAUUAUGUUUCAAAAUGUUAUUCAAGCUAAAAAAAAGAAUGCAAAAAAUAACAAAAACGGUGUCCUAGAACAGAAAAGUGCUACUUUGAUCCCCCCUAGCAGGGAGGAAAAGUGCCACUUUGAUCCCUCCUAGCGGGGAAGAAAAAGCCUUCUUCCGAAUAGGUGAUGUGAAAAAGCAUUUUUUUACAUUUAUGAUGGUAUAAAAUACAUAUGGACUCUUAAGUUCAUAGUUAUCAAAAUCCAAAACAAUCCCACGGUUUUCAAAUUGCCCUACUUGACUGUGUACAAAAAAUACUUGGGGCUUGCUUAGUGGCCAUUAAGCAAUAAUUCAUCAAUUCGUCCGUGCAAUUUCUGAGAGUAUGUAAAUUGAAAAUUAUAUAAAUUAAUACUUAUAAUUCAUAAACCAACAGAGAUUUAUGAUUAUUAAUUUAUUAUCCUAGAGUUGAGUUAGUGAAUAUAUAAAAUUGACCUAAUUUUGUAAGGACUAGGGUGCUAAGUAGGUUAAAUCGUAUUAAGCAAUUUGAAUGAAAAAAAAAUGUCUGUCAGUUGCCUAUUAUCCUGUUAGUAUUAUAUUACAGAACGUAAGUGUACAAAGUGAAAUUCCAGCAGUGCCUUUUGUAAUACAUGUUGUGAUAGUUUGGAUAUUAGAGUACAAAUUGGAUAAGUGAUAUGAUACUAUCAUUAUUCGUAAGUAACAGUUUGUUUUAUGGCGUCAAGUGACUGUCAUUAUAAUAUUUGAUAUUUCCUAUAGAUUCUAUCGUCAACUAUCUUGUAAGCAUAACGCUUGGAUAAUCUACAGGAUAGGGUAUACGUGGUGUACCUAGGUUGGUCCAGCAUAUAUGUAAAGGCAACUCAAAUGUAUAUUCUAUCUCCAUAGUUUUUUUCUGUGUAGAGUACCCAAUUAAGGUAUAAACCGCAUUAAACGCAGACGCCACGGAGCAUUAUGGCAUUUAUGGCCCAUCGACACCCUUUUUAACCCAUUUAAACUCCACUCAUGCAUUAAUCGUCGUUAAAUUCGCAUUUUCUUAAAUCGAGAGUCCCAUAUUACUAUAGGUAUAUUAUUCACACUAUAUUAUUACGGCACUGAGUAAUUAAACUAAACUUAUGUGCCGGCUUGUCUAGAACAGAAUUCAACUACUCCAUAUCGUCAGGUGACUAGCAAAACUUACUAAUUACCACCACAAGUUCAUGGCCAUAGUGAACCAUAUUAGUACUAAAAGAAGGUCGAUUUUUGUUUAAUUUUUUUUAGUAAUUAGUGACUUUUGCUUGUCACCUGACGAUAUAAUAUUUAUCGUUAAAGUUAUACUAGCUAAUGUAUUGUACAGUCACUAGUUAAGAUAGAUAUUUAAUGAUUAAAUCUACCUAGUUAUGUCUAAUUCAUUUAUUUGUUUAUAUUGUGUAAUUACACUCUAAGAAUUAAUAAAGUUCGUCGUUUAUA
Cydia splendana is the source of this 3621-nucleotide messenger RNA. It is a transcript of the gene kermit, whose product is annotated as PDZ domain-containing protein GIPC3. The transcript is spliced from 4 exons. The record is from RefSeq and is a predicted model, not a curated record. Lineage: Eukaryota; Metazoa; Arthropoda; Insecta; Lepidoptera; Tortricidae. Gene Ontology annotation, molecular function: protein binding. The coding region runs from base 259 to 1218 and encodes 319 amino acids.